This is a messenger RNA of Sitodiplosis mosellana (orange wheat blossom midge), 675 nucleotides long. RefSeq names its product C-type lectin 37Da-like. The record is from RefSeq and is a predicted model, not a curated record. Lineage: Eukaryota; Metazoa; Arthropoda; Insecta; Diptera; Cecidomyiidae. Bases 47 to 565 code for a protein of 172 amino acids. Gene Ontology annotation, biological process: biological process involved in interspecies interaction between organisms. The transcript is spliced from 5 exons. Gene Ontology annotation, cellular component: external side of plasma membrane. Gene Ontology annotation, molecular function: carbohydrate binding.
UUAAUCUUCAUUUACGUUUGGUGCCGCUUCCCUAUUGAAUUCAAAAAUGAAGCUGCUCUUAAUGUGGAUCUUCAUCGUGCUUGUCUUAGCAUUGGCCCAGGCAUCCCCUCAAUUGCUACAGCAACCGCAAGCCUCACAAUUCGCUCCGUUUACACCUUCUAGCUGUCCACAACAAAAUUAUUACUUCAAUCGGAAGGUUCAUUCGACUUGGUUUGAAGCAAAAGAUCGUUGUGCGAACAUGGGCAUGCAGUUGGCCACCAUUGAUACAAGAGAGAAAUAUUUUCACCUUCGCAUGCAACUAAAUGAUUUAGAUUUCGGCGAUGGUUUUUGGGCAUAUGGCACAAGCAUGGGCCGGGGAACAUUCUAUUGGCCAGCAACAAAACAAGAAUUUACUUUCGCUGACUGGGGCCCCAAUCAACCAGAUCAUUACGGUGGCAAUGAGGACUGUCUUGACUUUCGAAAGUACGACGGACAGUAUCGAUACAACGAUUUGAAUUGCAACAAUCGACAAGGAUUCGUUUGCGAAUAUCCACUGCCGAAUAUGACUAAAAUGAUUUUCCCCUGAAAAGAUUUCGAAAAUCGAACAAUUUUUCGAGGAACAAAAAAUCAAUUUAUAAACCCUUUUAUGAUCUUUUCAAUUUUUAAUAAAUUUGCCUUUAACAUGAUCCAAAAUAA